CUGCAUCGUCACACAUCGCAGACUGGGUCGCUGGAAUAGGAGACAGUGCUGGCUACGAUGGCUCAGCUAGGUGAAAUGGACGCGAGAAGGGCCGAAGAGUCGAUGGGAAAGGAGGCGCAGCUGCCACCGGGCGAGCAGAGAAGAGGAGAUCCCGGCACAUCAGGUUCGGGAUGAAUUAACGGCAGCAAGCAAGUUCCAAGUAGCGUCCGCUCCCCUCAUUUCGAAGGCAGAUCGAUCUCCGAAGCUAAUGGACAAGUAUGAAUUCAAUCUUCUUAAGACAGCUGCUUCGACAUGCUCCGCGGUACCAAACCACGCGUUUCUCCAUUCUCCGAUCGCGACGCUAGAAGUACAGCUCGCGCUGAGAGCAAUCCAAGGUCAUGACAAUGCGGUGGGAUUCACUUCUUAGCUACGGUGCGCUCCUUGGAGCCGCACGCGCCUUGGACUGCUCGCCUGCUGCCAUCCAGUCGCUCUUGCCGUCGAACGCGAGCGUCAACUUCGCGUACCCCCUCAACGCGAACGCGACAUUCCAAGUCCCCCAAGGCGACACCGGAUACCCUACGAAUGCUGUCGGACUUCCGGCCCUCUGCGCUGUUUCGGCCCAAGUGCAAUCCAUCGGGAACACCACGUUCGGCUUCGGUCUGUUUCUGCCCGACGACUGGAAUGGCCGCUUUCUUGCCGUCGGUAAUGGCGGCUUCGCGGGCGGCAUCAAUUGGCUAGAUAUGGGACCCGGCAGCCGCUACGGUUUCGCUACCAUGUCGACCGACACCGGUCACAAUUCCUCGUCCGGCGACGGCGCUUGGGCAUACAACCAGCCGGGCAGGCUAGAGAAUUGGGGACAUCUGGCUAUGCACGGCUCUGUGGUCGCGGCGAAGACUAUCACGGCUGGCUACUAUGGGAAAGAUACGUCGUACAAUUACUAUGCGGGAUGCUCGACGGGUGGCCGCCAGGGCUUGAAAGAGGCGCAGAUGUAUCCGGAGGACUUCGAUGGCAUCAUCGCCGGAGCGCCCGCAUGGUGGACCUCCCACCUGCAGCCCUGGACCAUAAAGGUAGCGCUGUACAACCUCCCCACCACGGCAGACUACCACAUCCCCCCAGCACUAUUCCCCACCAUCGGCAACGAAGUCCUCAAGCAAUGCGAUCCCCAGGACGGCCUGACCGAUAACAUCAUCUCAGACCCAUACGGCUGCAACUUCCGCCCCGAAGAGCUCCUCUGCGGCGCAAACGUAACCAACGCCACCACAGCAGGCUGCCUAACCUCUCCACAAAUCGACACCCUGUACAAGAUCUACAGCGAUUCCUGGAGCGAAAACCAAACCUUCACGUUCCCGCACCUGAACCUGGGCAGCGAAGCCCAAUGGCUGCUCCUCUCUGGCUCCAGCCCCAACAGCCUCGGCACAGACUACGUGCGCUACUUCCUCGGCUUCGGCGCAGACUGGUCCUUCUACGAUUACAACGAGAGCAUCCAGCGUCUGGCCGAUCAAGUGGAUCCUGGGAAUGCGACUGUGAAGUUCGACCUCUCGGCCUUCCAUGCCAAAGGCGGAAAGAUUCUCUCGUAUCACGGCAUGUCCGAUGGCCUAAUUCCGACGGGCUCGACGCCCUACUUCUACAACCACGUCGACCGCACGCUCAAACCACGCGGCAUCGAUGUCGACGACUUCUUCCGCUUCUUCUUCGUCCCCGGCAUGGGCCACUGCGCGGGCACCUUUCCCAACGUGAAUGCGCCGUGGUACUUCGCGGGUGCGAGUCAAGCGCAAUCCCUGGGUCCGACCGUCUACGGCGUGCCUGGAUUCGAGGACAAGGAGCAUGAUGCUGUGCUCGCGAUGAUGGCGUGGGUGGAGCAGGGUAUUGCGCCGGACCACAUCAUCGGGACCAAGUACGCUAAUGAGACGCUGCAUACGGACGUGAUGAGGCAGCGGCCGCUGUGCAUGUAUCCGAAGCAGGCGAUGUACAAGGGGAGCGGAGAUGUAGAUGAGGCGGGGAGUUGGGAGUGCAAGAUGUUGUAUUAGACCCAGACCUAGACCUAGGCUGCGCACCAUAUAUGCAAAUACUAAUAGUACAAUUUCGUC
This is a messenger RNA of Trematosphaeria pertusa, 2066 nucleotides long. RefSeq names its product feruloyl esterase B precursor. The transcript is spliced from 2 exons. The coding region runs from base 378 to 2006 and encodes 542 amino acids. The record is from RefSeq and is a predicted model, not a curated record. Lineage: Eukaryota; Fungi; Ascomycota; Dothideomycetes; Pleosporales; Trematosphaeriaceae.